Molecule: messenger RNA, 696 nt
Organism: Candidozyma auris
Lineage: Eukaryota; Fungi; Ascomycota; Pichiomycetes; Serinales; Metschnikowiaceae
Gene: ATP4
Product: F1F0 ATP synthase subunit 4
Exons: 2
Coding region: 1-696 (231 amino acids)
Biological process (GO): proton motive force-driven ATP synthesis
Molecular function (GO): proton transmembrane transporter activity
Source: RefSeq, a predicted model, not a curated record
AUGGCUUUGAUCAACAGAAUUGUCACCAGAGCUGCUCGUCCAGCCUUCUUGGCUGCUCGUAAUCCCAUUGGUGUGCGUUGUUUGUCUACCCCAGUGGAGCCAAAGGAAAAAGCCCACUCCAUCGUGGACGCCUUACCUGGCAACAACCUCAUUUCUAAGACUGGUAUCUUAGCUACAUCUGCCGCCGCCACCAUCUACGGUAUCUCCAACGAAUUGAUUGUGUUGCAUGACGAGACCAUUUUGGUUGUCACAUUCUCCACUUUUGUGGCUCUUUGCGCCAAGUUUGUUGCUCCAUUGUACACCGAGUGGGCCGACGGCGAGAUCAAGAAGGUCAACGACCUUUUAAACGAAUCGAAGAACAAACACGUCACUGCUGUCAAGGGCAGAAUCGAGUCCGUUUCUCAAUUGAAGGAUGUUGUUUCCACCACAAAGCAGUUGUUUGACAUUUCUAGAGAAACUGCCAAGUUGGAAGCUGAAACCUUUGAGUUGAAGCAGAAGCUUGCUGUUGCCAACGAGGCUAAGGCCACCUUGGACUCCUGGGUCAGAUUUGAGCAGCAGCAGAGACAAUUGGAGCAAGAACAGUUGAUCAAAUCCGUCUUGGAUAAGGUCAACAAGGAGGUUGAAAACCCCAAGUUCCAGGACAAGGUAUUGGCCGAAGCUGUUGCUGAGGUUGAGAAGGUUUUCUCCAAGGCAUAA